GGCGCAAAUUGGCGAAACAGUUCCUUACGUGCCGCGAAGUGAAGCAGUCCGACGAGCUGAGUGCAUUCGUGUUCAAGAGAAAUUUUGGCAGUUACCGUUAACUUACGACAGUUACUGUAAAGAGCGCUACUUGCAAGGGCAACAAUAACAAAAAUAACUUGCAACAAAUAUAUAUAAAAAAAAAACAAUAUUGAAUGAAGCAAUAAUGAAAUAAAAUGUAUCAAAAAGUGGUGUGAAAAAGUUCUAUAGUGAAAUAAGCACAGCGAAAUCAUAAAAGCUUAAAUCGCCGCAGGUGUCCUUCGGCGCGCCAGGACAACCGCAUAAUCGACGCAUAAACUCAUUCAAAAUGAUUAACAAUAAUUUGGAUUAUGAGCGUAAUAGCAACACAACGCCAGCGGGUGUCGACAUCGAUGUCGCACCAGCAGCAACAACAACAAUGCCGCCAACCACAAUAUCGCCAACCACGGCGAACAGCAACAAUCGCAAUAGCAACAGCAACAGCAAUCACGCGAACGUCGACAACGGCAGCUACUUUAAUCGUUUCGACAAUCGCAUUGCCGCCAAUUUGGCAGCUGUGCUGACGGGUUCGCGCUUCCGCUCAUCCUCCACAUCUUCGCCCACGAAGACACUGCAAAAGACGAAGAAUGCGAACAUUCUUCGCAGCGCGCAGGGUCUCUCCAAUUCAAGUACAAAUAUGCAUGCCGUCGGCAGCGCAGUCACGCCGCGCUACAAUGGCGUUUCGACGUUGGGCGGUGGCCGGAAACCACCCGCGCAUCUGCAGCUGCAUAACGGUGGCAGCGACUCGCGACCCUCAUCGCCCCAGCUGCACGGCUCGGUGGGGCGCAAUCGACGUCCGUUGCAUUUAUUCACGCAAGCGAAUUUGAACUGCAAUGACAACGAGAAAGCCGCGCACACGCCACCCAGCUCGGACGAAGACAACUCACCCACAGAGCUGAAUAAUUGCAAGCGUUUGGUCGACAAACCGCCCCUGGUCAAGCGUUUAACCAUGGGCCUGCUGCGUGCAAAUGAGGAGUCACGACCGCUUGUCAGUAUUGGCACACCCACGAGCACAACAAAUACAAACACACUGUGCAACGCCCGACUGCACAGCUCGACAAGCAAUAAAAUCUAUUCGAAUGGCUAUAUUAAUGAGGAGGCCUUUGAGCCGGAGAAAUUUAUUGCGAGCAAAUUCGGUGAUUCGUGCCGCCAAUCGCUGACGGCUAUACCCAUGCUGGACACGGUGAAUCUGAACGACAACAGCGAGUUCAAUCUGAAGAAGCGUUAUUUGCGCGAAACAAGUAGUGCAAACUCCAGCCCGAAGAUUUUCGCCAAUCGCCUGCGCAAUAACACAUUAUCGGCCGCCAUACGCUCCAGCGCCACCUCCAAUUCCACCACAAAUACCACAACCACAGCGGAUGCCUUAGACGAAAGCGAGGAAGCUGAUCUCAAGGACGCCUCUUGGUUUCAAGCUGGCAUUUCACGUGACAUAGCCGUCGAAGUGCUGUCGAGCAAAAGUCCUGGUGCCUUCUUAGUGCGCAAAAGCACAUCCAAGCCGGGUUGUUUCGCCUUAACGCUGCGUGUGCCAUCGCCACCUGGACCAAAAACGGCUAACUACAUUAUACUGCGCACGACGAGAGGUUACAAAAUAAAGGGCUUUCGCAAGGAGUUCUCCACGCUGCAGGCCUUAAUAACUCACCAUUCCGUUAUGCCAGAAUUGCUGCCAGUGCCGUUAGCCAUGCCCCGCCCAGCAAAUAUGACCUCAUCGCGGCGUAAUAUCGAUGAUUUUGACACUUACGAUUCACUGCAAAUGCUGGUGAAGUAUUUGCGCGCCAAAACUUUGGAAAAUGAGUAGAGUCAAAUUGAGUGAUAGCGUUUAAUCUUAAGUAAAGUGGCUAUGGUUUGGUCUUACCUGAUGUGAAAAAGCACAAAGCAAGCACAAAGUACUAUGCGAAUUGCGAAAAUUGAAGAAUAAUAAGCUAAAAAAAUACCUUACUCGUACAUGCAUACUCGUUCAUCCCAGCUUCGUACUCUUAAACCACACAAUUACUUCCGUUUACGCGGUGCAGUACUUUAACAAGCUUCAUUACCCAACAAUUACAGCAGCUACAACCAAAAACUUUUCACAGUCUAAUUUAUAAUUUCUCAUUUCUCCCAAAAGCACACAAAAUUGUUUCAAAAAAAUAAAUAUAUAUUGUAGAUAUGUAUAUGUAGCAGCAUAUUUGCCUAUGUAGUAUGAAAUAAGAAAGCAAAAAAAAAGAACAAAAACAAAA
Bactrocera neohumeralis is the source of this 2270-nucleotide messenger RNA. It is a transcript of the gene PVRAP, whose product is annotated as EGFR adapter protein. The transcript is spliced from 6 exons. NCBI's taxonomy places the organism in Eukaryota, Metazoa, Arthropoda, Insecta, Diptera, Tephritidae. The record is from RefSeq and is a predicted model, not a curated record. The coding region runs from base 347 to 1852 and encodes 501 amino acids.